Chenopodium quinoa (quinoa) is the source of this 1032-nucleotide messenger RNA. Its product is annotated as peroxidase 27-like. The record is from RefSeq and is a predicted model, not a curated record. Bases 37 to 1032 code for a protein of 331 amino acids. The transcript has 4 exons. Gene Ontology annotation, molecular function: heme binding; peroxidase activity. Gene Ontology annotation, biological process: hydrogen peroxide catabolic process; response to oxidative stress. Lineage: Eukaryota; Viridiplantae; Streptophyta; Magnoliopsida; Caryophyllales; Amaranthaceae. Gene Ontology annotation, cellular component: plant-type cell wall; plasmodesma.
CAUACAUACACAAAGCUAAACCUUGUAGUAUUAGAAAUGGCUAGUCUUAAAAUUAUUACUACUCUCUUCCUUCACUUGGUGAUAGUUAUGCCAUUCAUCCUCCACGGCGUAAAUGGCUAUGGCCUACAUCCAGGGUUUUACUCGACAUCAUGUCCACAAGCGGAGGCCAUAACAAAGAAGAUUAUCAAUGAAGUUAUCGCGAUUGCGCCUUCACUUUCUGGCCCUUUGCUAAGAAUGUUCUUCCAUGAUUGCUUUGUACGGGGUUGUGAUGCGUCUAUUCUUUUGGAUUCCCCAAUCAAACAAGCUGAAAAAGAUGCACCUCCAAAUCUAACUCUUCGAGGGUUUCAAAUUUUUGAUAGAGUUAAAGAUGCAUUAGAGCAAGCAUGUCCAGGGAUUGUUUCAUGUGCGGAUAUAGUUGCCAUAAUUGCAAGAGAUGUUGUGGCCGCGGUGGGUGGACCAUAUUGGGAGGUCGAAACUGGAAGAAGAGAUGGUAUAAUAUCAUCCCUCAAUGAAGCCCUAAUUAGUCUUCCAUCACCCUCAUUAACAAUAAACUCUCUUAAAGCAAGUUUUCAACAAAAAGGACUUACUACCAAAGAUCUCGUUGUCCUUUCAGGUGCACACUCAAUCGGAAUAUCACAUUGUUCGUCUUUCAUAGAUCGACUAUACAAUUAUACUGGUAUAGAUAACACCUCGGACCCAACCCUAGACCCCGAGUACAUGGCUAGGUUAAAAUUGAGUUGCACAAAAAAUGGUCCAAAUGUAUUGGUGGAAAUGGACCCUGGAAGUUACAAGACUUUCGAUGUGCACUACUACGAGCUCGUGUCGAAGAGAAGAGGAUUAUUUCAAUCGGAUACUGCUUUGCUCGAUGAUCCUGAAACCAAAGGUUAUGUUGAAGCACAUAGAUAUGAUAAUAGUAGAGAAACUUUUUUCCAUGAUUUUGGAACGUCAAUGGUUAAUUUGGGUAGGGUUGGGGUCCUUACUGGUAAUUUUGGUGAAAUUAGGAAAGUUUGUUCCAAGGUUAACUCACUCUAA